This is a messenger RNA of Abrus precatorius (Indian licorice), 1001 nucleotides long. RefSeq names its product transcription factor NAI1-like. Gene Ontology annotation, molecular function: protein dimerization activity. Bases 2 to 925 code for a protein of 307 amino acids. Lineage: Eukaryota; Viridiplantae; Streptophyta; Magnoliopsida; Fabales; Fabaceae. The transcript is spliced from 3 exons. The record is from RefSeq and is a predicted model, not a curated record.
CAUGCAUCAACCAGUUUUCUCUUCUGACAGUGAAACUCACUCUCCCAAGAAUCAAAAUAACUCAAUCCACAGUGGCAGUGGUUGCACAACCAUAGUCAACAACAAGUGCAGCAACCCUGUGAUCAAGAGCAACAACAUCCCCAACUUCAUGUUCACACAACAUGCACCUGAAAAAUCUGUCACACCCACUUCCCAAAACUCUUACAUUUUGUCUUUCGAUGACUCCAUCUUAGUAGCAGCCAUCAGGGAAACCUACGGUGGAAAACAGCCCUACCAUGAGGAGGCCUCAAAAGGGGUCUCAGAAAAACAUGAGGUUGAACCAAAGGUCAACAAAACAAUAAGGAGAGGUAGAAGCUCUGCAGAGACACUAGACCAUAUCAUGACAGAGCGAAAAAGGAGACGAGAAUUGACAGAGAGGUUCAUUGCAUUAUCAGCCACUCUACCUGGCUUGAAGAAGAUUGACAAGGCCACCAUACUUAGCGAAGCAAUCAGUCAUCUGAAACGACUUAAAGAACGUGUAAGAGAGCUAGAAGAACAAUGCAAAAAGACAAAGGUUGAGUCAGUGUCAUUCAUUCAUCACAAAUCCCACAUUGCAACUGAAGAAGGCAUCACCUCAAGUGCAAUGAACUCUGAUGACUGCUACAGAACCAAUGAAACACUCCCCACAGUGGAAGCAAGAGUCUUUCAAAAGGAUGUACUCCUCCGGAUUCACUGCAAGAAGCAAAGUGGCAUUUUGCUCAAAAUUUUGACCCAUCUUGGUAAUCUUGAUCUGUUCACAAUCAGCAACAGCGCGAUGCCAUUUGGGACUUCAACUCUUGACAUCAGCAUUAUUGCUCAGAUGGGUGACAAAUUCAACGUAACAAUGAAUGAUCUAGUGAAAAACCUGAGAUUGGCUCUCUUGCACUCAUCCGAAGUAGAACAAUGAUCAGUGUACUACAGUAUCAAUUAUGAAACUAGGUAUUUGAUAAUACGAAAAUUCCGAAAGUACUUCUAGCUCUUCG